AUAAGUUAAAAACCUAACGUAAACCUCUUUCGACGCUCCAAGGAGCCGCCGUCAUUCGGAGAACUAGUUGCAGAGGGUUUUCUAGUUAAAAAUUACAGAUCCACUGAACUGACUGCAAGCAUCCAAACUAGCACAUUUUUUAGAGCAAAAUGCCGACGGAUCAUGAAAAUGCAAGACCAGUUGUGGAAAAAUUUAGAUGCAAUCUGAGAGCCAUGCGCAACAGGAUCAAGGAUCGAGUCCGCGUGGCGUCGUGGUCUUAUGGAUCCUUCAGGCAGGGUCACAUGCCGUCGUUAAACGGUGCUACAGCGCUGAGGGCUACGGCCACCGGGCUGGUGGCCGCCAGGGUUUUUAAAGGAAAUGUUAUUUUCUCCCGUCUGGUGCACGGCAGGGCGAAGCAGGAAUUGGCGACUAAAAUGGCUAAAUAUAUGGAUUAUUUUCCCAAUUUCAAAAGCCUCAUUCCAAACACUUUGGCUGUUUCUGAUGCCGCUGGCGAGUCCAAUGCACCCGUGACCGUGCGCAUACAUGACCGUGUCCUAAAACACGCUGCGAAGGAAUCGAAUGCAAAUCAGGAGCCAGUUAAUGUUGAAGAAUCUGGCAUGGUCCGCAUGCUCCAAGCAGUUGCUGUUCCACUGUUAGGAAAUGUAUGCCAUGCAUUUAUGCAUGGUCUUAACUACACAGAGGUUUAUGGUGCAGAAAAACUUCAGGAGGCAAUCAAGUAUCGACCUAAGGGACAACCACUUAUUACGGUCAGUAAUCAUGUGGCUUCUGUGGAUGAUCCUUUUGUUAUAUCAUCUGUUCUCCCACCACAAUUGUUGUUAGAUGCUAAAAGCUUAAGGUGGACGCUCUGUGCAACUGAUAGGUGUUUCACCAAUCCAGUGACAUCUGCUUUUUUUCGUAGCGUUAAAGUUUUACCUGUUGCUCGAGGAGAUGGCAUUUAUCAAAAGGGAAUGAACAUGGCACUAUCAAAGCUGAAUCAAGGAGACUGGGUGCAUAUUUUUCCGGAGGGUAGUCGUUCUCGUGAUGGAGGCAAGACAGUCGGUCCUGCCAAGAGAGGCGUUGGCAGGUUGGUGCUUGAUGCUGAGAAGAUGCCUUUGGUGGUUCCAUUUGUUCACACUGGCAUGCAAGAGAUAAUGCCUAUAGGAAGCCAGUUUCCACAUGUGAGGAAAAAGGUUACAGUACUUAUAGGUGAUCCAAUCAGAGUUGAUGACCUGUUUAUGGCAGGUAAGGAACAAGGUUUAUCAAAAAUGGAGAUUUACGAUGCUAUAUCACAGCGUGUUGGGGAAGGGCUGCAGGAAUUGAAAAAUGAAUUAGAUGAACUGGUGUAUCAGAAUUCCUUGGAAAUUAGCAAUUCACACUAUUUAUCAACAAUGGAGAAAGUCAAUGGCGCUUUCCAGUUUGAUGAGUGGGAAACGCAUGAUUUUUCCAGUUGUGAAAAAGUGAUAGAGAAUGGAGAUGUUGUACAUCUGUAUCUGGUUAGGUCAAAAUCUGAAAGCCAUGCUUUGUCCCAAAAAAAUUUGAAAACUAAUGACACACAUAAUCAAGUGAAUGGUAUCCAAAAGAAUCAAAACUUUCUUCGCGAAGGUGAUAUACUUGCAGAAAAUGUUGGGUUUCAAGGUGGAAUUGUUUCUAGAGUGAAAGAAUUCAUGGACCCAAGUGAAUUGAUGGGGUUUGCUGCUAGAGGAAUGCUCAUGAAUGCUAAAAGAAGGCUAGGGCAAUCACUAGCCUCUCAUGAUUGGAAACAAGCUAUAGUAAUGAAUUUGGUCUAAUGGCAUUGAUUUAAAGGAUCAUCCAGAAUUGCUUAAUUAGAAAAUUUUAAAUUGGCUCUGGAAAUCUGAAGUUUUGACUUUGCUCAUGUUCUGUGGCUAUUGAACCCGAGUAUCUGAGCAGUGAGUUUGGUAAUGGAAGAUUCUUGCUUUCGUUAUUGUAUUUCCAUUUUUGAUCUGGUGGCAAGGAUGUUCUCUUGUAGAGUCGAGGCUCGUUAAGGUUGAAAUUACAUCAGGUUUUACUAUUAUGGAUCCAUUAUUAGUGUUAACAAGUGGAUUUUCAAGACUGUCCUCACAUACAACCAAACAUGUUGGAACAAAGCAGUUAUAGGCGAGCAGGUAGAAGCUUGUGGGUGUACAGACUGAAGAUAUUUGGUUGUCAUUACAGAGAAUCAGUAACUUCAAAUUCACAGAUAAACUCAAAUGUUCUGAUGACCUUAUCCAAGAGAAUAUGUUUAUGAACAAGCUGAUGAGACUUUCUGAAAACAUACUGGAAACAUUGUUUUCUCUUGUAUGAUAUUCGAUGGCACCUGUAGCUGUCAGGUGCUUCUACAGGAUGGUUGUAAGCUAUGAGGUUUCAUUCUGUAAAGUGUCAUUCUUCUGGUUGCU
Cryptomeria japonica (Japanese cedar) is the source of this 2372-nucleotide messenger RNA. RefSeq lists its product as uncharacterized. Bases 150 to 1766 code for a protein of 538 amino acids. The record is from RefSeq and is a predicted model, not a curated record. Gene Ontology annotation, biological process: phospholipid metabolic process. The transcript is spliced from 7 exons. Lineage: Eukaryota; Viridiplantae; Streptophyta; Pinopsida; Cupressales; Cupressaceae.